GCAAUUAAUUCUUCAUUGCCAUGGCUCAUUUAGCAAACCUAAAUGGAGUCUCAGAAACACUUCCAGCCAUUCCUAAGCUCCCCAGCAUUCAAAAAACCCGAAAACGACCCAAUACAAUCGGAUUUAUGAGGAAGAAAACCCAAGAUUUCCAGGAACAAAAUUUGCAAACCACAAGAAGAAUGGUACUAGGCUUUGCCACCAUUUCUCUCAUCAAUACUUCUACCAAAAGUGUUGCCUUUGCUGAGGAUAAUGGCUACUGGUACACCGAUCUUUUGCCUGUUGAUUCUGUGGAGAACAAUCUUGCAAAUGAGAAGACAGGAACACGUUCUUUUAUCAACAAUCACAUCUACAUAGCAAAUCUCAACACCAAAAACCGUAUGUAUAGGCUGAGGAAGUAUGCAUUUGAUCUACUUGCAAUGGCAGAUUUGAUUGGACCGGACACCCUGAACUAUGUCAGGAAGUACCUUAAGCUCAAAUCCACCUUCAUGUACUAUGAUUUCGACAAAAUCAUCUCUGCUGCACCUGUAGAUCAGAAGCAGCCUCUCACUACUUUAGCUAACAAGUUAUUUGACAGUUUUGAAAAGCUUGAAGAUGCAGCAAAGACAAAAGAUUUUCCCCUAACAGAAUCAUGUUACCAGGACACGAAAGUUAUUCUUGAGGAGGUCAUGGCUCGCAUGGCCUGAAUCUCGAUCAAUCAGGUCAUUUCUGAGAUUUGAGAUGCACCUAGUUUCUUCCUAGUUUUAUCAUCAUGUAUCGAAGUGAAUGAAACAGUAAAACAUAU
This is a messenger RNA of Rubroshorea leprosula, 781 nucleotides long. The record is from the annotation of a GenBank genome assembly. Lineage: Eukaryota; Viridiplantae; Streptophyta; Magnoliopsida; Malvales; Dipterocarpaceae.